CCACUCGAGUGCGCAUUCAUUUUGUUACAGAAACCGUCGGGAACGGUUGUGUGUCCUAUUAAUAAUAUAAUUCAAGUUCGUCAGAAAUAACCAUGUACGUUGGCACAGAAAUCUUACUAUUCACAUUCAUUACGAUGGCACAGUGUUUGAAUAUAGAUUUUGGACGUCAUCACAAAACGCUUAAUAACAGUUUAAUUGUGAAACAUAAUGACAUGUGUGAAUCUGGUGACUCGGUUUACAUUAAACAGUUUAAGUGUGACGGUGAAUAUCAAUGGAGACGUUGGGACCUUAGACAAUGGAAAAGACGUCGUCGAAUGUCUAAUUUUUUAUUUAAUAGAACUGAUGAGUAUCGAGAGAUGGAAACCUCAGCAGAUAACGAGCAUUUAAAUUUCGGCUACAAACAUGUAGCUGAUCCCAUAAUCAGUAUAUUUGAAAAGCGCUGGCCAAUACACCUGUGGCGGCAGUACAGCUUAUUUUCGGACGAUUUCUUGCUGUUGAUCAACACUCAUUGGCUGCAGUUCCCACCACCUCGUGCGGUCCUGCAAUAUUCUUUAGCAAUUACCUACGUCGUGUUAGUAACCAUCGGAUGUUUUGGAAACUUCUUUGUGAUGUUCAUGUACCAUAGAUGUCGAACUCUACGAACUCCUGGAAACAUUCUGGUGGCAAAUCUAGCUCUCAGCGAUUUCAUGAUGCUUGCCAAGACACCGAUCUUCAUUUUCAACUCUUUCAACCUUGGACCAGCACUUGGAAAACCUGGGUGCGUAAUUUACGGAUUUAUCGGUGGUUUGACGGGUACCACAUCGAUCGCCACACUUUCAGCCAUAGCAAUGGAUCGCUACUGGGCUGUUGUUCGACCUUUAGAACCUCUUCGAGCUCUGACAGUCAUCCGCGCGCGACUACUGGCUGUUGGUUCAUGGAUAUACGCUUGUUUUUUCGCGAUAAUCCCAGCGUUAGAUAUCGGGUGUGGACAUUAUGUCCCAGAAGGCUUUUUAACCAGCUGCAGUUUCGAUUAUCUUACUGAAGAAUUAGCAUCACGAUAUUUCAUAUUUAUAUUUUUCUGUGCAGCAUGGUUAUUACCCUUCUGCACGAUAUCAUUUUGUUAUAUAAGCAUAUUCCGAGUAGUUGUUUGUAAUAGAAAUAUUACAACACAAAACCAAGAACAAAGACUUUCAUCAAAACAUGUAAAAGAACGUACAAAACGCAAAGCUGAAAUCAAACUUGCCUUUUUAGUUAUGGCAGUCAUCGUUCUUUUUUUUGUUUCUUGGACUCCAUAUGCAAUUGUUGCAUUGUUAGGGAUUUUUGGUAAAAAAGAUCUUAUCAAACCAUUGACAUCAAUGAUACCUGCUUUGUUUUGUAAGACAGCUGCGUGUAUAAAUCCAUUUAUUUAUAUAAUAACACAUCCAACAUUUCGUAAAGAAUUUAAGAAACUAUUGUUUAGAGAUAAAUCUAAACGCAUGAGAGGAACAAUGAAGACUAUAGGCUACUCAUACGAGGCACAUAGAGCUCACCGACUUAGUAAAGAUUUAAGCGAAACUGAAGUAGAGAUACUUGAAAUGAAAGACAUCCCUUACCAAAAUGAGAUUUUUUAUAAUAAACCUACUGGAAAAUUAGCUACUAUUUCAUCCAGAGUGACCCAACGUGAAGAUUCCCAAAGAAGUAUAAGUAUGAAAAGUUUAGAGGAAACAGUUGUAAGCCCACCGUCAUGGUAUUGCAAACCGCAAUUUGUUAAAAAAAAGAGUUUCCAUCGAAGUUCUUCACGCAGUGUUGUUUCCCAAAACACCGAUCCAGCUGUUUAAUAUAAUUCAGAUGUAACAUUUCUACAAAUAUUAAAUACGCUACAACUCCAAAGGUACUCUACUCGAAAA
Messenger RNA from Manduca sexta (tobacco hornworm), 1865 nucleotides. RefSeq names its product opsin, ultraviolet-sensitive. Gene Ontology annotation, molecular function: G protein-coupled receptor activity. The transcript is spliced from 3 exons. The record is from RefSeq and is a predicted model, not a curated record. Gene Ontology annotation, biological process: G protein-coupled receptor signaling pathway; visual perception. Lineage: Eukaryota; Metazoa; Arthropoda; Insecta; Lepidoptera; Sphingidae. Gene Ontology annotation, cellular component: membrane. Bases 93 to 1796 code for a protein of 567 amino acids.